CCAAAUUUCAACCAUGAACGCCUUGAUUGAGAUGUCUCACCGAAGUGAUGACCUCGACCGAAUUACGCAAGCCAGCCAGCUCAACUCGCCGCUGCUACGUCUUCCGGCCGAGCUGCGCAACAAGAUCUACGAGUACAUUUUCUACGACACAAGGGUCUCGUUUGCACGACAAGUGUUUUUCCUACCGCCCCGCCCAUACUACCCAAGUCACACUAUUCUUCUCGCCUGUCGACAAAUCUGGCACGAAUCACUACCCACGUUUCACAGGAACAUAGUGCUUCAAUUUCACUGUCUUCGCGAUCUUGAAGAUAUCUUGACCGAUAAGAAGUACUUAGCAACCUACACCGCUGUUCGAACGAUCAUAUUGGACGUAUCAAUCGCUGCCAAGUUAUAUCUAAGGACAAUUCCAGGUAAGGGGGAGUUCAUCGGUACUCUUCCUUCCUUAAAGCACGUACGCAUCACGAAGGGUAGGAACUCAUUGCCCGAUUUGCGGGCGGCGCUCUUUUCUACUAUACGGUUCCACUUCGGCAGACGGGAUAUAGAGGUUGUUUUUGAAGACUGACUGGUGGAAAUCACGACGUGGUGACGGAUUGAAGGGACGACAUAAGAGUAUACAUGAGAAACAUGACUACAAGACUGGAUUGCAAUAUCUAUACGCGGUUAUAGGGGCGCCAUAACUUUGUGUAAAAGAUGGACAGUUCCAUUAGUGACUUCUACCAAUCACCCUCACACUCUGCACACAAGAACUAUCACAGAAGUUGGC
Molecule: messenger RNA, 763 nt
Organism: Dothidotthia symphoricarpi CBS 119687
Lineage: Eukaryota; Fungi; Ascomycota; Dothideomycetes; Pleosporales; Dothidotthiaceae
Exons: 2
Coding region: 14-562 (182 amino acids)
Source: RefSeq, a predicted model, not a curated record